CCCAGGCUUCACAAAUUAACACACUCCAGUCUUGAUUCCUAACAACUUGGUUUUGGGAUCUGACGUAUCAUACCAUACUCUGAUAAAAUGGAUAAAUUUUUGGAUCGUUUCACUUCCAAAACCCCGGUUUCCGAUAAACUCGAAAGACUCGGAGAAGGGAUCAAAAAAAUAUUUCAUCCCAACUCUCGACACGAUGACCCAGAGGAGAAAAUACACGAUGAAAGACUGGAGGCCAUUCGGGCCCGACAUCGCUUUCAGAGCUUUGCCAAGGAGAGAGAGGGUAAUCAAGUCAAGUGGUACGUCGACGCCCACGAUUACUUCUAUGCAGCCUCUGAGCUGUUGGAAUCAGCUCGAUCUUGCAUCUUCAUCCAGGAUUGGUGGUUGAGUCCGGAGCUUUACUUGCGUCGCCCACCUAGUCAGAAUGAGCUCUGGAGAUUAGAUCGGAUUUUGAAACGCAAAGCCGAGGCCGGUGUUAAGAUUUUUGUUAUUGUCUACAAAGAGGUCAACGUUAGUAAUACGAUGAAUUCUGAGCACACUAAGCACGCGUUGGAGGCGUUACACCCUAAUAUUGCCUGCAUGAGACACCCUGAUCAUUUUGAUGGCGAGGAGACGGUCUUAUUUUGGUCACAUCAUCAAAAAGUUAUAGUGGUGGAUGACAAUAUCGCAUGUAUAGGUGGUCUGGACUUGUGCUUUGGUCGCUGGGAUACCUCUUCGCACUCGUUGGCUGAUUGUCAUAUUUCAGACUUGACCCAGACAGUCUGGCCAGGCCAAGACUAUAAUAACGCACGAGUUCAAGACUUCCAAGAAGUAGAGAAUUGGGCUAGUAAUCAGCAAAGUAGACUCGAGGUCCCAAGGAUGCCUUGGCACGAUGUGCAUAUGAUGAUUCAAGGCCCUACGGUCUUCGAUAUCUGUCAACACUUCGUGGAACGAUGGAACUUUAUUUACAACUUGAAGUAUGUGAAAAAACGUGGUACCAAUGGCCGAUACGAAUUACUCGCUUUUCCUCAGAUCCCUGGUCAGGGCAUGCCCGACGAUCCGUCGCAUCCAGACCAUGAGCCUGCGACCCAACACCCUCAUUAUGAGAAUUGGGCUCAAGCGGGCCGGCGGUUUUUUGGCAUGGAAGAAAACGCCAGGACAAGCACCGAUUUACCAAGAGUCGAUUUAGGCCCCAAGGGUAACAUGAAUGUUCAAGUCGUUAGAAGUUGCGGAGAUUGGAGUAACGGGACGACUACUGAGCAUUCCAUUCAAAAUGCUUAUAUUCAGCUUAUUGAGCAAGCUCAGAGAUUCAUAUACAUUGAAAAUCAAUUCUUUAUCACAACUUGCAAGACUUCCAAAGACAGCCAGAUCCGUAAUACCAUUGGCUUGGCUUUGGCGAACCGCAUCAUCCAAGCCGAUCGCGCCAAUGAGCCCUUCAAAGUGGUCGUGGCGAUCCCAUGUAUCCCUGGGUUCUCGGGCAAUUUAGAUAAUCCAGAAGAAUCUGGCGGGACGAUGGCAAUAAUGGAUUGGACUUACAAGUCGAUUUGUCGCGGUCCAGGUUCUAUUUUUAGUCAUAUUCAAACACAGGGAGUGGAUCCUCGCAAAUACAUUUCGUUCUACAAUCUCCGAAGCUUCGAUCGGAUCGCCUAUGCUCCCGAAACGUUGAAAGAAAUCGAAAAAUCGGCAGGCAUUAGUUAUUACGAAGCUGAAGCGGCGUUGGCCAGGGUUUACCUUGGUGAAUCCGCUAGCUCUCAAGAGUUGGAAAAGAACAAAGAGGUUAAGUUCAAACUUGCACAGAAAGGAGAAAGCAUGGAAGCUGGGACACGUGAUAUGAUGGCACGAGACGGUGAUACAAUCAAGGUCGAGUUACCGAAGAGUGUAGAUGAGGCACGGCAACGUUUGAAGAGUUGGUCGGAGGCUGCCUCUCGCCAUAACAGAGAAGUCCCCGCAUCAAUCGCUACGCAAAACAAUUCGAAUGGAUUAGAGAAUUUACCUUGGUUGGGUUGCGAACAAUCUGAGCGGGAUUCCUUCGUGACUGAAGAGUUGUACAUUCACACUAAAUGUAUGAUUAUCGACGACCAAAAAGUAAUUAUGGGUUCUGCGAACAUCAAUGAUCGAAGCAUGGUGGGCGAUCGGGACAGUGAAAUCGCGUUGGUGGUCGAAGAUCAGGAUAUGAUUGAAAGUACUAUGGCCGGACAGAGCUGGAAAGCAGGCCGUUUUGCGGCCACGUUACGCAGAAGGUUGUACAAGGAGCAUCUUGGUUUGCUCCCACCUCAAUCCAAUUCCCUCCAGCCAAAUGAGCCGACGAGGUCUAUGCUGCCGGUCAAUGUGCCGCAAGAAGAUGAUAUGGGUCGUGGCGAGGAUCAAAUAGUAGCCGACCCGAUGGGACGUGAACUUGAGGAGAUGUGGAACGGAAGAGCAAGUGUCAAUACUCAGGCAUUCAAUAAAGUGUUCCGAUGCGUUCCUGCUGCCGGCAUCUUGAACUGGAAAGAUUACGAGGAAUACGUGCCGAGUGGUCCCAAUGCACCCAAGGUGUGCCAUGUCGCACCAACUGCUGGCGACGUACAUGAAGUCAAGCGCGAAUUGAGUCGAAUUCAAGGUCAUCUUGUUGAAAUGCCGUUAGAUUUCCUGGAGCAAGACAAGAUGUAUCGAGAGGGCAAAGCAGUCAACCUUGUCACCAUGGACAUCUACACUUGAAGACCUGCAAAUGUGAUCCAGUCUACAUUGCGAUUGAUCGCGUUUAUUCUACUAUUUUUAGCCCAGACUGUUGUACUUUAUACGUCCACACAUGUUCCUCAACUGCGGUAUUUCUUCCUCUUUUGGUUUCAAAAAAAAAUGUAUAUAAGAUGUUCUGCGCUUGGUGGCACUCCCUAUUUGGGGCAAGAUUUUAUUUCGUGAACAUAGAUAAUAUUUCCGAUCUCAUCACUUGUUAUGGAUCUGUUGUCGUGCGUCUGUCGACAUAGCCCAAGUCAUCAAAGCUGGCAGGUCAAAUGCGAUCCUCAGAGGUUCAGAUGCUACAUAUAUAAAUACGUGCCAACAAACAAACUUGGGAGCGAUGGGAGGAAAUAAUGAUU
Puccinia graminis f. sp. tritici CRL 75-36-700-3 is the source of this 3050-nucleotide messenger RNA. RefSeq lists its product as uncharacterized. Gene Ontology annotation, biological process: intracellular signal transduction; cell motility; phosphatidic acid biosynthetic process. NCBI's taxonomy places the organism in Eukaryota, Fungi, Basidiomycota, Pucciniomycetes, Pucciniales, Pucciniaceae. The coding region runs from base 88 to 2673 and encodes 861 amino acids. Gene Ontology annotation, molecular function: D-type glycerophospholipase activity. The transcript has 19 exons. The record is from RefSeq and is a predicted model, not a curated record.